CUACCUGGCCCCGCUAGGCGUGUACGCGUGUCCAUAUCCGUCAGCGCACGAGGAUAGCUCAUGCCCGUUCCCUUCUGCGCACCAUAUCUAUUCACAUCGUCCUCAACACACUCACCAACGACCGACCAUGCCUUCUCGCAGGGCUGUUAGUGUCGGUCUUGGCAUCGCCUCUGGUGGCCUCAAAAUAGCGGAGAGUGCGCUCGAGGUCGUACCGGGUUUACCUACCCUCGCGGUGGGGCUAAAUCUUCUCGUCGUAAGGGUUCAGGCAAGUGGAUCCCAACCACUGCAUCGGAUGAACGAGAUUAUAACAUUCUCUCACUACCUCGACAAAGAUAAACGCCGUGUCGCCGAGUAUGACGGCGAUGAGCAUGAUAAAAAACAGCUAUUGGACGAGGUUAAGUCUAGUGAGCUUCAGAAGCGAGUCCAAGAUCUACAGAGCACAAUUGACGGCCUUGUGGAACGCGCAGGAGAGCUGAAGAUUGGGAAAGGUUUCCGUGGGUUCGCCAAAAGGCUCGUGUACGCGUCUGAGAACCGAGACGUCCUAUCAGACAUGAAGGAAGAGAUGACACGGGCAAUAGGCCUGUUCAAGCUCAGCGGGUCAGUUUCUAUUGAGAGCAUUCUCGACAGGGUUGCACAGACAACGAAGCAAAUCCAAGAUCGAUUGCGGGAGAUUCAACGUCAACAACAGGAAGGCGAGGACAAGAGAGUCAUCGACUCCAUUCCUCGAGCAGAUGCAGGAUAUCGGUCGGUGGAUGAACUCAAGAGCGGAUUCACGCAAGGCACCCGCGAAGAGCUAUUCGAGGAGCUAAAGCGGUGGUCAGCCAAUCGAUUCCCCGAAGACAAGCCCAAACGAGUCUGCUACCUCACCGGUGGUGCAGGCCUAGGGAAGUUGUCGAUCUCCCACCAGCUCUGCGUCCGCCACGACUCACUGGAGCAUCCUUUGCUCAGGCUCGGCGCUUCAUUCUUCUUUGUCCGCGGUGGCGGGGACCUCGAGGAUGCUCGCCUUGUUUUUUCGACGCUCGCACGCCAGCUUGCGGCCUCUCAGCCGACCCUUCGUCCUCACAUCGCCAGCGCCGCACAAAAGUACCUUAGCCACGGCGACCGGCAACAAAUACAACAUGCAUUCGGGGAGCUCCUUCGGGACACUUUCACCGCUGCCCCCGCGGAUCAAGUACCAACACUGAUCGUCAUCGAUGGGAUAGACGAGUGCAAGGACAGGAGGCUCGUUCCCGAAUUGCUCCGAUGCUUGCUCAGUCUUGUCCGCGAGUUUCCCUGGCUAUACGUCUUUGCCGCAUCGCGCCCAGAACCCCACAUAAUGUCGGUGCUCGCAUCUCCCGAUUUUGCCCACGUUGUUCACCAUAUGCGACUGGAGGACACUGCGGACGGUGAGGGUGAUGUCGGACAUUACCUCAGGAAGACUGUCCCGAAGAUACCGUCCUAUUCCGACUUCCUCGAGAAGCACCCCGACGCCCUUGAACGCCUCAUCAAGCGUGCGGCCGGCGUAUUCAUCUUCGCCCGGAUCACCGUGAAUUUCUUGGACGAACAUCAAAAUUGUCCAGAGGAGUGGUUCGAGCUUGUUCUCUCAGGUGGAGGUCCAGCGGCGUCGCCUCUCCAUGCGUUGUAUCUGCAGAUCCUCCAGUCUGCAUUCCCCCCGGAAGACUUGCGCGCCUCACUUCGUCAACGCAAAUGCUUCCGUUCCCUCUUGCGUUUUGUUGCAUUAGAAUCUAACUGGAUAAAUCCUGAGACUGUUGCAUUUUAUGAACGCGAUCUGUCAGUCCACGAUGUCUUCUACAUGGUGGACCGCCUGCGCUCCGUGCUGAUGGUCGACAAGCACGGGCAUGUGGUGCCCCUCCACGCGUCGUUCGGCGAGUUCCUUGUCGACGAGCAUCGCUGUAGUGAUGUGUUCUACUACAUGGACAGGUCUGAAGGGCAUGCUCAUCUUGCAUAUGCUUGUUUAGCCGCCAUGUCUUUUGAAAACCGUACAUAUUUCCUGCAGGAACCGGACCUGCGGACCCAGCACACAUGUCAACUUUGAAAUAAUGGU
Messenger RNA from Phanerochaete carnosa HHB-10118-sp, 2044 nucleotides. RefSeq lists its product as uncharacterized. Bases 128 to 2035 code for a protein of 635 amino acids. The transcript has 6 exons. The record is from RefSeq and is a predicted model, not a curated record. Lineage: Eukaryota; Fungi; Basidiomycota; Agaricomycetes; Polyporales; Phanerochaetaceae.